UCUAUCUUGUCUACCUACCUGACCAUCGGAGUCGGAAGAAGAAGAGGAAGGCUACAUCUCUUGCUGCACAUUGUACAGAAGACCAAGACACACACGCACACACACACACACACAAAGUAUGAGUUUCUCUGGCGCUGUGCAAUGGUGGGAUGAGUGGCAGCUGCGCGUUCUGGUGCUGGGCAGCCUCUUCAUCCAGUACUUCCUCUUCUUCUCCUCCGUGGUGCGCAGGUGGGUUCUUCCAUCUUGGCUCAGGAUGUUCAUGUGGCUUGCCUACCUAGGCGGGGAUGCUCUGGCAAUAUAUGCCCUGGCCACCCUCUUCAACCGCCACAAGCAGCUGCCCGCCAAUGGGAGCGGCCUCGAGGUCCUGUGGACGCCUGUCCUCCUCAUCCACCUCGGGGGCCAGCACGCGAUGACCGCCUACAACAUCGAAGACAACGAGCUGUGGACUCGGCAUGCCAUAACCGCAGUGUCCCAGGUCACGGUCGCCCUCUACGUGUUCUGCACGUCGUGGUCCGGGGAGAAGAGGUUACUGCAGGCCGCAAUCUUGUUGUUCGUCGUUGGGAUUAUCAGGUCCAUCCAGAAGCCAUGGGCUCUGAAGAACGCCGGUAUCAGUGGCAUGGUCGCCUCUUCCUUCCCAUCCGCACGAAGGGAAUAAGGU
Molecule: messenger RNA, 658 nt
Organism: Triticum urartu
Lineage: Eukaryota; Viridiplantae; Streptophyta; Magnoliopsida; Poales; Poaceae
Source: RefSeq, a predicted model, not a curated record